Messenger RNA from Galeopterus variegatus (Sunda flying lemur), 927 nucleotides. It is a transcript of the gene SMAD6, whose product is annotated as SMAD family member 6. Gene Ontology annotation, cellular component: heteromeric SMAD protein complex. The record is from RefSeq and is a predicted model, not a curated record. NCBI's taxonomy places the organism in Eukaryota, Metazoa, Chordata, Mammalia, Dermoptera, Cynocephalidae. Gene Ontology annotation, molecular function: transcription regulator inhibitor activity; I-SMAD binding. The coding region runs from base 79 to 612 and encodes 177 amino acids. Gene Ontology annotation, biological process: SMAD protein signal transduction; cell differentiation; anatomical structure morphogenesis. The transcript has 2 exons.
UUUCUUUGUGCACCCAAUUGAUUUGUUGCCGGAGUUUCCAGAAAAUCCAAAAAUAGAUUGUGUGAGCAAGACGCCAGCAUGUCUCCGGACGCCACCAAGCCGAGCCACUGGUGCAGCGUGGCCUACUGGGAGCACCGGACGCGUGUGGGCCGCCUCUACGCGGUGUACGACCAGGCCGUCAGCAUCUUCUACGACCUACCUCAGGGCAGCGGCUUCUGCCUGGGCCAGCUCAACCUGGAGCAGCGCAGCGAGUCGGUGCGGCGCACGCGCAGCAAGAUCGGCUUCGGCAUCCUGCUCAGCAAGGAGCCCGACGGCGUGUGGGCCUACAACCGCGGCGAGCACCCCAUCUUCGUCAACUCCCCGACGCUGGACGCGCCCGGCGGCCGCGCGCUCGUCGUGCGCAAGGUGCCGCCCGGCUACUCCAUCAAGGUGUUCGACUUCCAGCGCGGCGGCCUGCUGCAGCACGGCCCCGAGCCCGACGCCGCCGACGGCCCCUACGACCCCAACAGCGUCCGCAUCAGCUUCGCCAAGGGCUGGGGGCCCUGCUACUCCCGGCAGUUCAUCACCUCCUGUCCCUGCUGGCUUGAGAUCCUCCUCAACAACCACAGAUAGCGGCGGCCGUCGAGGCCCCGGCCCCGGGUGGAGGGGCAGGCCGGGAGGCCAGGCCACCGCCUUCUGCCCACCUCCAGAGGGGCCCAUGCCCAGAGACACAGCCCCCACGGACGAACCCCCCCCCCCAAUAUCAUCUACCUAGAUUUAAUAUAAAGUUUUAUAUAUUAUAUGGAAAUAUAUAUUAUACUUGUAAUUAUGGAGUCAUUUUUACAAUGUAAUUAUUUAUGUAUGGUGCAAUGUGUGUAUAUGGACAAAACAAGAAAGACGCACUUUGGCUUAUAAUUCUUUCAAUACAGAUAUAUUUUCUUUCUUUUC